Molecule: messenger RNA, 858 nt
Organism: Symbiodinium natans
Lineage: Eukaryota; Dinophyceae; Suessiales; Symbiodiniaceae
Source: the annotation of a GenBank genome assembly
AUGCAACCGGCCCGUUCAGUCAAAGGAGGCUUUGCCCGGCUGCUUCACAUGGAGGCUUUGACGGCCCGGCGUCUGUCUGGCACGGCAAAGUCCAACGGAGGCUGCGAUGCCUGCCGCCGGCUGCUGGGCGUGGGCCACCGGGUCACUCGUCAGGCGCUUCGCCGGGCCUUCCUUGCAGCAGCCUGGAAGCAUCAUCCCGACGGCCUUGGCAAAGGAGACUUCGCCGAGCUGCGCCGCUGCUAUGAGCUCUUGCUCGAUUACUGCGAGACUUCGGAUUCAGGGCAGGAUGAGCAAACCUCCCUGGAUUCCCUUGACGUGCAGGAGGCGGUGCAGGCCAAACGUGUGCGGGCUGCUCAACGACGAGGGCCCAGAGCUGCGGGAAACACCGGCGGAGCACGCUGGGCCUCUGCACGCUCGACCGGGGCUACCACCCUGGCUGUCUCGGCUCCUGACCGACUCGAGGUACGCGUGGAACUGGCCCUCACCGCCUCGCCGCUACCACCCUUCCUCUGGGCCACCGCGGCGGCCGCAGGUCAUGGGCCCUGGCACGAACGCCCAGGCUUGUCAUUCUGCGGCUUCUACUACCGCACCGUCGACUUCAACGCUGCACCGGCCUUUGCGCAUACGAAACUCCGCUUCUACCUCUUCUGGAGCCGGUUCUUCAGUGAUUGGAAGAUUGCUGGCGCGCUGAGCGAGAAAGGUGCAACCACAGCUUUCUUUGAUGGGAGUCGUGAGGACCCUCCAUGGGGACGUGCUGUGGAUGGUGAUCCAAAGCCGCAGCAGUGGGCUGUUUGGGACACUGAUGCUGAUUCUUUCGCAAAACGCUCUGUGCUUAUAAGGCCAGUGGCGCGUGCCUAG